AGACUCGGUAAGUGACGUUGUUUGUUUUGACGGAACUAGUCAGGUGUUUAUCUGCUUUUCAAAAUAAAACCCGCUUUAGUUCUGCUCGUUCCUGAUGAUUUAUAAAUAUUUAAACGCCUAGAAUACACAAUAUACUUCCUGUGACAAGUGAAGUGAAGAGGUUAAAUUAACGUGAGCCUAUGGAUUUUUUAUAUUUACGUAUAAACAGACAGUAAUACUUUUAGACAGCAACUUUAACUAACGAACAGAGAACCAAGCAGAGUGUACGGCUGCUUUACUUUCAAUAUCCGCUAGAUGGCGACAGUAUCUUAAAUGAAGUAGGUUUUAUUUAAAGAAAGAAGAAAACCGGAACCAUGCCACAAUAACUUUUGUAACGACAACGUAUCGGUUCCUGAAAUAUAAUUGUACUCGACUCUAUUCAUUCCUACUUAUGCUGUAAGAGCGCAACAUGGACACAAAGGCAGAAGACUCUGCAGCUCCAGAACCGAAGGAGUGUCCAAAAACCGAGCUCUCUGCUGCUAUGCGGGCUAAGAUCGAGAGGAACCGGCAGCGGGCUUUAAUUCUUCGGCAAGCGCGAAUAGCAAGCCGCCCUUUGUCCGCUGUGGAGGGCUCCACCUCGGCUAAAGUGUCAAAGACCGUCGACUCUGGAGCCGGCUUCUUUAUCGACGAGGACGAGGAGCAGAAAGAAAGGGAACACAAUGUCAAAAAAGUGGUGCACGAUCCAGCUCCAGUGAUUCAGUCGGACUAUCUGGUCUGUGAUGAGUGUGGGAAACCUUUCAUGGACUCUUACCUGAGCAACAGCUUUGCCCUGUCGGUCUGUGACAAGUGCAGGGACAACGAUGAGAAGCACAAGCUGAUCUCCAGGACUGAAGCCAAGCAGCAGUACCUGCUGAAGGACUGUGACCUGGACAAACGAGAGCCUCCACUCAGGUUUAUACUGAGGAAAAACCCACACAACCAACGCUGGGGAGAUAUGAAGCUGUACCUGAAAGUACAGGUGGAGAAAAGAGGCCUGGAGGUGUGGGGUUCAGAGGAGGCUCUGGAGGAGGCCAAAGAAACUAGAGAAGAAAACAAAGAGGUGCAGAAACAAAAACGUUUCAACAAGAAGGUCAAAGAGUUGCGCAAAGCAGUCAGGAGCAGCAUGUGGACCACAAAUACCAGCACUCACGUGCAUCAGUAUGGACCAGAGGAGGUGGUCGACCCAGAGGAAGAUCUCUACAAGAAAACCUGCAUGAGCUGCGGACAUGAACUCAGCUACGAGAAGAUGUAACCUAGUGGAACCUCAGGAAACAGGAACAUAUGAAGACUUUUCUCUUGUGGAAACUCGUGUGGAAAAUGUUUUUUUUUUUUUUUUUUUACUGAAACAAAAUUGUCAAAAAUAAAAUGUUAAUUUUUAUGUGCAGUCCAAGUAGCUUUCAGUGUCUUUUUUAGAAAUCCUGAAGCAGACUACAUUUACUUAAUGGCUGGAAAUAUGUAACUUCUCAGGAUUUUUUUGUCCAAACCUUGUGUGAUCUUUAGCUUAAUAAUAUAAAAGUUGUAGUACAGUCUGCUGUAAUAUCACUGUUGGAUCAGAUUUGUGAGAACUGUUAUAAAUAGACACUUUUUGGAUAAUGGUUCAUGUCAUCAAUGGUGAUUUGUUUGUUUUUUUUUACUCUGUUUUCCCCCAGGUUGUGAACCAGGUUUUAUUGUUCAGUGCUGAAGAGAAAAUACACCAUUCCUCAACUGAUCAGGAGUU
Cynoglossus semilaevis (tongue sole) is the source of this 1735-nucleotide messenger RNA. RefSeq names its product xeroderma pigmentosum, complementation group A (gene xpa). The transcript is spliced from 5 exons. Gene Ontology annotation, biological process: nucleotide-excision repair involved in interstrand cross-link repair; base-excision repair; UV-damage excision repair. Gene Ontology annotation, cellular component: nucleotide-excision repair factor 1 complex. The record is from RefSeq and is a predicted model, not a curated record. Lineage: Eukaryota; Metazoa; Chordata; Actinopteri; Pleuronectiformes; Cynoglossidae. Gene Ontology annotation, molecular function: damaged DNA binding. The coding region runs from base 449 to 1270 and encodes 273 amino acids.